Formica exsecta is the source of this 1055-nucleotide messenger RNA. Its product is annotated as trypsin-7-like. The coding region runs from base 34 to 783 and encodes 249 amino acids. NCBI's taxonomy places the organism in Eukaryota, Metazoa, Arthropoda, Insecta, Hymenoptera, Formicidae. The transcript has 6 exons. Gene Ontology annotation, molecular function: serine-type endopeptidase activity. Gene Ontology annotation, biological process: proteolysis. The record is from RefSeq and is a predicted model, not a curated record.
GUUAGUAACUAAGUCACCGUAACGACCGUAACCAUGCUGAUUAUAUUCUGUCUGACGUUAAUAAUUUCCGCCUCGUGUGUAGAACCUAGACCUAGAAUAAUCGGAGGCACAUCUACAACUAUCGAUAAGCAUCCAUAUCAGGUUUCUAUUCAUUAUGAUGGUAAACUCGUAUGCGGGGGUUCAAUAAUUAGCAAACAAUGGAUCUUAACAGCAGCGCACUGCGUUUAUGGUGGAAAAUUAUUGCUGUUUAAAGUCCGAGUAGGUAGCAGUUAUCACGAUAAAGAAGGUACUCUGAUCGCAGAUAUUUCCUUAAUCAUUCCCCAUGAAUGGUAUGAUGAGGAUACUUACGAUUACGAUGUCGCUUUGAUCAAAUUGCUUACUCCUUUAUCCUUGGGUCAAAACGCAAAAAUUGUUACUUUGGCGAAAUCAUCGAGUAACAUUAAAACUGGUAGUACAGCAAUUGUUUCGGGGUGGGGAAAAAUGUCGCCGAAUGGCGAGAGUUCCAAAGUAUUGCAAACCUUGAAGGUUCCGACUAUUGAUCAAGAAGCCUGCCGAAAAAUAUAUGUUCGUCAUCGAAUAGUGACACCCAACAUGCUGUGUGCCGGUUACACAACCGGUGAAAAAGACACUUGUCAGGGAGAUUCCGGUGGUCCACUCGUGUACAACAGUGUCCAAAUUGGGAUCGUGUCCUGGGGCGCUCAAUGUGCGAGUGCUGGAUAUCCUGGGGUGUACACGCGAAUAUCUACCAUACGAAAUUGGAUAACUAAGCGAGCGAACGUGUAGCAGAAUUAAUUUCUCCCCUCUUUGUCCUGCUCCCGGAAAUAGGAGAGAGAUAGCAUACCGUUGAAAAACUAUUUGCUUUUGUUUAACCACAUCAAGAUCGGACAGCAUUAUGAAAAAGAUACUACGUACGAAUUGCACAAUUGUAAAAAGCUGCAAAGUGUGAAAAGAGAAAGUGGAAAGAAAAUUGUUUGCAACGAAGACGAAAUUCUGUAAUAAUGAAACAAAAAUGGAAAACCGCAAAAUUUUAAUAAAUUUAAUUAUUGUGCUCUCAU